Plasmopara halstedii is the source of this 330-nucleotide messenger RNA. RefSeq lists its product as uncharacterized. The transcript has 2 exons. Lineage: Eukaryota; Oomycota; Peronosporomycetes; Peronosporales; Peronosporaceae. The record is from RefSeq and is a predicted model, not a curated record. Bases 1 to 330 code for a protein of 109 amino acids.
AUGAAGGCCCCACAACAGAUUUCUCAGACGAUGCCUGAUAAAGAGCUAGCUGCGUGGACUUCCCGUGUCAGUAUCGAGACGCCACAUUAUGAAGGUAAGGAUGAUUCGCAUAGGGCCGAAAGCAGUGAGAUUUUACCCAAGGCGGUGCGGCAAGAUGCCAUCUCCAGCUCACGGAUGAUCAAAAAGAAAAGACGAGAAUUGACCUUGCAGAGCUUUGCUGCGAAAGGCACACCCGAUCUCCGAAAUAUUGAAUUAUUCCCGGACUACACGUUGAUGAUCGAUCGAUUACACAGACGUAGAGUCAAAGGAUCAUUUUUACAGUUUCCGUAG